Molecule: messenger RNA, 381 nt
Organism: Orcinus orca (killer whale)
Lineage: Eukaryota; Metazoa; Chordata; Mammalia; Artiodactyla; Delphinidae
Product: reactive oxygen species modulator 1-like
Exons: 1
Coding region: 44-283 (79 amino acids)
Biological process (GO): protein import into mitochondrial matrix; protein insertion into mitochondrial inner membrane
Cellular component (GO): TIM23 mitochondrial import inner membrane translocase complex
Source: RefSeq, a predicted model, not a curated record
AAGGUUCGAGACGUAGAGCUGAGCGACUGAGGCCGCUAACAAGAUGCCGGUGGCCGUGGGCCCCUAUGGACAGUCACAGCCAAGCUGCUUCGACCGCGUGAAGAUGGGCUUUGUGAUGGGUUGCGCCAUGGGCAUGGCAGCCGGGGCGCUCUUCGGCACCUUUUCCUGUCUCAGGAUCAGAAUGCGGGGUUGGGAGCUGAUGGGCGGCAUCGGGAAAACCAUGAUGCAGAGUGGUGGCACCUUUGGCACAUUCAUGGCCAUUGGGAUGGGCAUCCGGUGCUAAUCAGGGCAGUGGUUGCCCACAACAUCCACCCCCUCCCAUCAUUCCCAGCCCAUGUACUAUAAUAAAACAAGUCUGAGUAUUCUGAAAAAAAAAAAAAA